AUGCUAGAAAAUGACGAAGAUGGAGAAAGGAGGAAUGAGAAAAGGAGAAGAAGGAGACGCCAAAGGGAAAUCAGCGAAGAGAGGGAGCUAAGGAGAGCAUUGAAAGAGACUAGAUGGGAAGAGCAAAGACGAAGGUUUGAAGAGGAUAUAAGGAAAAUAGAGGCGAGGGUACGCGAAGAAGAAAGAGUACGCGAAGAAGAGAGAAUACGUGAAAAUGAAAGGACAUAUGAAGAUGAAAGGAUGCACGAAGAAGAUAGGAGACGCGAAGAAGAUAGAAGGCGUGAGGAUGAUAGGAGGAAUGACAUGGGAAGAAGGAAUAGGCGAAAUAAAGGCGGAAAUGAUAUGAACCAAGCGAUUAUGAAUGAAUUGCGAGAUAUGAGGUCUAUGAUUAACAUUUCACGAAGAGGUGGACGAGUGCAACUAGCAGAGGAAAUAGAAAAACCCGGCAAAUCCCCAUUUACACGCGAAGUAGCAGAGGAAAGAAUUCCCUCGAUAUGUUCAUUGCCAACGUUUGGAAUCAUAUUUAGUGGAUCAGAAAGUGCAGUGCAACACCUAAAUAAAUAUACCCUCUCCUUAAUGCAAUGGGCACAAAACGAGGCUAUACUAUGUAAGUAUUUCCCUACUAGCCUAACUGGAAAGGCGUUUGCAUGGUUUGAAAGGCUUCCAGAGAGAUCAAUUUCCUCAUUUUGA
Messenger RNA from Papaver somniferum (opium poppy), 690 nucleotides. RefSeq lists its product as uncharacterized. Lineage: Eukaryota; Viridiplantae; Streptophyta; Magnoliopsida; Ranunculales; Papaveraceae. The transcript has a single exon. The coding region runs from base 1 to 690 and encodes 229 amino acids. The record is from RefSeq and is a predicted model, not a curated record.